CCUGAUGGAGCAGACAGAGAGACAGAUGGGGGGCAGACUGAGGGACAUCUGUGAGAGGAGACAGAGGUAUAAUGAUUGAUUGGAUUUGUACGAGGACGCGGCUACAGCAUCCAUGGUGACCACCAAACACAUCUACAAUAUCAACCGCAAGGCCAUCGUCAAGACACACAUGUCUGAGCUGAGGUACGUGGAGUUUGCUGAGGGGUUGGCCAUGAACCUGACAUCGCUAAGGAAACGGUCGGCUGCGUUGCUACGGAAACUGAAGGAGCAGCGAAGCCACGUCCAGAAACAGCUAGAGGACAUGUACCGGCAAGAGGUGGACGUUGAGAUCAAACUGCGCUCCUGUCAAGGAUCAUGCAACAGGUCCAUUGCUUUCCGUAUCGACCACGACAGCUACAGAUCGCUAGCCAAUCAGAUGACCCUGUUCAGUAAGACCGCCAAGCAUCAGAAGAGCUCUCCUCUUAAUAAGGACAUCGCUAAGAUCAAACUACAGCCGGUGGCUGUCGGUCCCCCGCCGUCGAUCGCCUAUAAAACCAUCCCCAUGGUCCAGAAGGAACUCCUGACUCAAUUUGAGGAUCUAGAACAGAAUCAUGUGGUUCUAGAAGAGGUUCUAGAAGAAACGGAAUGCCUGGGUUCUGAAAGGGAGAGAGGAAAAAGAGAAGCAGGCGUUCUAGAAUGUAAAUAAUAAACUCAGAUAGAGAUGUCUGCCUCUCUGUGA
Oncorhynchus masou masou (cherry salmon) is the source of this 718-nucleotide messenger RNA. RefSeq names its product fibrinogen alpha chain. The transcript is spliced from 4 exons. Gene Ontology annotation, biological process: blood coagulation. The coding region runs from base 113 to 685 and encodes 190 amino acids. Lineage: Eukaryota; Metazoa; Chordata; Actinopteri; Salmoniformes; Salmonidae. The record is from RefSeq and is a predicted model, not a curated record.